AUGAGACUUCGAAGUAAUCGAAAUACUGAGCAGCCCAAUGCAAUUUCGGAGCAGUUCCCCCCCAAUCCACUGCAACCGUUGAGAACUGAAGGAAAAAGAACAAAAAGGAUGGCACCUGCCAAUCGAGAUGAAAAGUCGGCAAAAAGAAAGGAUUUGAAUGCACCGACAACUUCCGGCUGUAGCUCAACAACUCAUCACCAUCAUCAGCAACAACAACCUCCCGUUAAUAGCGAUAGCGGUGCACAGUUAGGAAAACGUAGAAGUAAUAAAUCGAAUAGAGGAAAAGCUGAAAAAAUGCAAGAGGACAAUGUUCAGGAGGAUAUCAGUUCCAUUCCAGACCACGUUCUGAUCUCAAUUUUCACGCUGUUACCUAUUGUGGAUCGCAUAAGAAUAGAACGAGUUUGCCGCCGAUGGCGUCACAUUGCCAAAAAUUAUUCAUGGACAAUGACAACCGAAUUCUCCUACUCGUCACUUAUUGGUGAUAAGGAGUGUUCACUGCCUUGCUUGAUUGAACGUCCGGUGGUUGGCAACAAAGAAAUAAAAUCUUUGGCACAGCGCUGCGGUGAUCAUUUGCUUGAAAUGGAUUUACAUGCAUUCAGGGAUACGUUAACAUAUAAUGUUUGCAUGUGCUUCGCCAUACAUUGUCCAAAUUUGACUGUUCUGAAUAUGUAUGGUAUUCAGUUGACCAAUUCAUCCUUGAAAUCACUCGGAAGACACUGUCCAAAUCUGGAAAUCGUUAAUUUCCAUCGAUGUUUCCAGGAAAGCGUUGUGGAGCGAGGGCUUACAUCGUUUUUUUCUAAGUGCCAAAAUUUGAAAGAGGUCGAUGUAGGUGAGAAUGAACGCCUUACUGGUCUGCCAUCAUUUACCGUCUUGCCACGAUCCAUCAUUAAUUUGAAAAUUGGUGGAUGCUUUCGAUUGACUGCAGCAUCACUAUUCGCUAUAAGAGAUAGAUGCCCGGAUCUAGUAGCUCUAACGAUGAACAGUGUUGACAAUAUAUCACCUGCUCAUUUGAACAGCUUUUUUGCUUCACUUCCCAAGUUGGAACUGCUUAAAUUUGGUGAAUGUUAUGUUUCGCAUACGCUUGGAGGAAUUGAGAUAAAUUUCAGUCUGAUGAGGAAUCUUACUGAACUAACUGUUUAUGACAAUUUGCUGAUGACAGAUGAGGCAACUUUUAAUCGUUUUGUGAGCAAUGUUGGGCUGCGUGAGCUUGCAAAACUGCCAUAUCUUAGUCACUUAAAUCUGUCUUAUAUGAGAGUGGUAGAUGAUCAGACAAUUCGAAUAAUCGCAGAAAAGGGCACCUUACAGACUGUCCUUCUGCAUCGGUGUGAUGAGAUCUCGGAUGAAGCAGUCAAAAUGCUGUUGAAACAUUGUCCGGUUAGUUUGGAUAAUUUUAGUUUUGUUGCUGAUUUUAGAAGUCCUUAUGAGAUUCCGCUUGCCGUGAAAUCGAUCUGCAAAACAGUUUCUAAGUUCUUAACUGCGCUUGAUAUUUCAUUCUGCCCGAAGGUUACUGAUGAAUCAAUGGAAGGAAUGGUUAGUUAUGUAUCAAAGCGACAAGAAAGAGAGGCAUUACUGCCAACGUCAAGCAGAGGACACACAACACCGCUAACGGAAGUGGUGACGAAAAUGAGACGACAUGAACGAAGUUUGCAGGCGCUGAUGGAUGCAGAUUUUGAGCGUCACUUGAUGCGCUUCGAGAAUUUUCGCUAUCGUUUCGGGAAUACAUCGGAUUAUUCAACGAACCCGUUAUAUGAUAUCCGUCAUAUGGGUCGCUAUAAACCGAAUCCAGAUGGCUUCACUGAACUACAUGUCUGGACUGCCCAUAGUAGCAUAACUCGACCAUAUCCAAGGACACAUCCAUUGCUGAAAGUAGAUGAUCGCGACUCGAUCGCGGAGCAGAGCUCAUCCAUUUUUGAAUUCAGUGUUGUGAUUAGAAUAAAUUAG
Acanthocheilonema viteae is the source of this 1941-nucleotide messenger RNA. The record is from the annotation of a GenBank genome assembly. NCBI's taxonomy places the organism in Eukaryota, Metazoa, Nematoda, Chromadorea, Rhabditida, Onchocercidae.